GUGCCCCCGGCCCCGCCGCAGCUUGAGGCCCGCGGGGGGCGGCGCCUGCGCGGUCGUGCGCACCUUCCCCCCGCGCCCCGUGCUCGGGGCUGUAGCCCGUACACUAGAGCUGGCCCGGGUGGGGGGGGCAUCGCAGCUCCGUGGCUAGGAGCACCUCGUCCUUUUCCCACGGGCAUCGAGUUUCCUCUUUCCUUCUUUUUUAUAUUUUUUUUGUGCUCCUUUUGGAGUUGCUUUUCUUUGGUCUUGUCCCAGCCCUGCGGUCUGCUCAGGAAACAUUCCCCGACCGAGCAGUCGCAAAGGGUUCCUGAAAUGCUGAUGUUGCUUGAACUUUCCCCUCUGCUGUCAAAGCUUUGGGGAUAGAUUUGAUUUACAGUUUGAAGUCUUUCAUCCAGUCUUCGGGUUUGCUGACCUAAUCUGGCUGGGCAGGAAAUGGAAGAUAAGGUGAUCAGUCCAGAAAAGGCUGAAGAAGCAAAGUUGAAAGCAAGAUAUCCUCAUCUGGGUCAAAAGCCUGGGGGCUCAGAUUUCUUGAGGAAGAGGCUUCAAAAAGGGCAAAAAUACUUUGAUUCUGGUGACUACAACAUGGCAAAAGCAAAGAUGAAGAACAAGCAAUUGCCUACUGCAGCUCCUGACAAGACGGAAGUCACUGGUGACCACAUUCCCACUCCACAAGAUCUUCCGCAGCGGAAACCAUCUCUUGUUGCUAGCAAGCUGGCUGGCUGACUAAAACGGCUGAACUGCAUGAAUCUUCUCAUUCCCUUUAUUUCUCCUUAAUAGUUAUUUCUCACUUACUUUUUUUUUUUUUUUUUUUUUUUUUUUUUUUUUUUUUUACACUAAGUUGUUGAGACUGACAGCUUUUUGCAGGUAGCGGUAGUGAAUGCUGCUAUUGUAAGGGAGUACUGUUAAGAGUAAAUGUGUAGUACUUGGACUAGUAAGAACAAUGCACUGAUAAAAAGGACAAGUUUGGUUAGAGCAAUGUAAUCUACUUGAAAAUGUACAUAUUGCCUAUUUCCUAGUGUAGAAAUGGUUCCAGCAAGUGACAUAGCAAGUUUUACAACUUUUAAUGUUUCUGCUUUUGUUAUUUCACCUUAAUUACAGCAUAGUAUGUUUGUAUUUAAUAUAACCUCCUGUUGUGUUGCUUUUUCUCCUGUGUUUGGUUCUGUCUAAAACAGAGGUUUAGACCACAAGUUACUAGAAGGUAAAGCAUGUAUCAACACAGACAGGGCUCUGAAUGAAUUUGUGUAUCUGCUCUUGAACUUGAAUGGCCUUAAACCUGUUUCAGCUUUAACAAUAGAUUUUUACUUGGGCAAUAUUUGCCCAUUCUGGUGUAACUCUUGUGAACCUAGUGCUUAUUGACAACUGCCUGUUGAAGCUGGUAUUCUUUUCAGUUCUGUAGCGUAGAACACACUUUUGUUUAAGAUGUGAAUGAAGUGUGCAUGUGCAUAGACUGUUGAAUUCACUCUUGUGCCAUUUUUGUAAAUACAAUAGUUUUGCACAACCUUUUGCAAAUGUCUAUUAAUUUUACAUUUUAAAAAGCAGAUAAUGUGCCAAUCAGAAGCACAAGUAACUCUGUAUCUGAAAGUCUUGGCCUGAAACUUUGUGCUCAGAAUCUUGCUACUGAUAAAACUUGUAAACUCAAGAUUUGUGAAACACUUAAUAUUGAUACCUGACUGAGUCAACCUUACUUAUGCUUUUUGCAGUUGUAUAUUUUGUGUAGCAGUGACGUCCAAUGUUCAUGUAUAGCAAUCUGAAAUAUGUUCCUAUAGGCAUUCAAAGGCAGGCACCCUUUCUGUUCAGAAACUUUUAAAUCUAUAUCUUUUUAAAGUUGAAAUACUCUGGGAUUCUGUGGAUUACAGAGAUACUUACAGUUCUUUAGGGUUAUUAUGACAGACUCCAAACCUGUUAGGGAUUAAGGGAUUAGAUGCAAUUGUAUUUGGAAUAUUUUUAGUGUUAUAGAAUUGAGAAGGGUAUGAUAUCAUAUUUCGUGAAAUCAUGAAGUGGUGAUAUGCCAACUCCUUGUUUUGGCAACCUUAGUUCUUUGUGUUGCACAGCAACCCCUAACCAGCUUUGAGCAAUACCAAGAACUGAACUUGUAUUAUAUGUGCUAUCUAUUGAUAAAUGUGGUAGUUUCUCAUUCCAGCAAAUGAGGAUAAGCUUGGCAUCUUGUGUAGAUGGUGAAGGUUAUAAAGAGACCUAACUACUGAAUACAACAGGUAAUAUACAUGUAUGUUGAUAUUAGAUGGAACUUCAGGAAGGAGAAAAUCAGAACUUGUCUUUUUAGCUGAAUCAGGUAUAUUAGAUAAAAGUGGAGCUUUUGCUGUUAGUACCUAUAAAACUCUUAAUAUCAAGGCUGUGAUUUAGUCUUUGGGAUCACAGUAUGAAUUUAUUACCUCUCUUAGAAUACUAGAAUCUUGCAUAGCUUGCUGUUAUCAUUCAUUCAGUUUUCUUAAAGAAAAGGUCUAAUACAACUUCUAUAAAAAAAAUCCAUCCCCAGAAAAAUCACUAUAAGAGAAAAUACUCUAAACAUACAUUUUUAAAUCCUUCUUUUGUAUUGGCAUCUGCCAAAACAGCUGUUAUCCAAGUGGCUAAGAAAAAUAGAUUGGUCUCUGGUCUCUGCAGAACCCCUCCCAAAGACAGACCUGAGGAUCAGACAAUAAUCAUUCAAAACUUAGUUUAACUUUAAUUCAGCUCUAUUUUGAAUUAUGCAUAAUAGCCAGAUGAGCUUAUUCUGUCUCUUGGGAGCACUGAGCACUUGCAGUGACUAUUUAACCCCCUCUGGAAAAUUCUAGCUUCUUGUCAUAACAAGAUGUAGCAGUAGAGAUGUUAGAUAUGCAUGUUCUAAAUUUUAAAUAUGCUAUAGACAAAGGCAGUGGUGCAGGCUUAACUUGCAUAAUCUUGUCAGUUUACCCCCCUCCCCCCCCCCCAUAUCAAAAGAGAACUUGAAGCAGAGAACUUCCAAAUUCCAAAAUCUAAUUAGCUCAUACUUUGUGCAUCUUUUAUAGUUCAUUAGGAAUGUGCUUGCUAUAGUCCAGGCUUUCCUUUAUCUUUUAUUAGAUUCUGUUGAACUUGUGAAUAUCUUCAUAAGAACAGACUGAAGAGCAUGGAUACCCUGUGUCUGUAAAAAGCUAAGCUGGGAAAAGAGAAAAAUCUUAUCAAAAGAAAUGUAUACCAAAAUAGCAAGGAAAAUGGAUAUAUUGAAUUCAAUUGGUUUUUAUAGAUGUUUAUCCUAAUGUGAAAAUCCCUCUUUAUUUUUGUAUGUGUAAAUGAAAAGCAAGACUUAUUGGUAGGAUUUGGUCUGAAACAAGCUUCUUACAUUUUAAUGUGAUUGUGCAUGUGUGUGUGUGUGUAAUGUCUGGUAUCACUACACUAACAUUCACAGUAGGUUGAGUUCUCUUGACAUUUAGGAAGGUAAAAAUUCCAUUUAAACAUUCCAUUCACUCAGCUACAGCUAGUUUAAUACACUGAUUAGACAACAAAUUCUUAUGAUGUCCAUUCAGUGGCUUGCAGGGUUUUAAGUUUGUUACAAAUUCCAGUAUAAAUAGAUGAUCCAUGAGAAAUGUAUAUUUGAAGUGUACUGUAUUACUAUGACCAGGUCAGUUACUGAUUUUGAGCCUUUGUAUUGAAAACCUCAGCAGCAAGCACAGUUAGUUUGAUUAUAUAUGCUGUUUAAGACAUUAAAUGAUUAAGCCCAGUAAUGAUUUUACAGCAAAUCAAACUUGACUGUGAAUCUACAUCUACUUUCAGCUUACUCCUGCAGAAUAACUAAGCUAUCCAAACUUGUGUACAUAAUGUAUAAUAUGAGUUUUACCAUUUGAUAAAUGACCUUUUUCAGAGAAGACCUAUCUGCACUGUAGUCUGGCAGUCCCUUUCAUAUCUUGCCUUUAAGGGUAGAUGGUAAUUAAUAGCUAGAGUAGUACUAACAUUGGCUUUUAAUAGCAAGUAGCACCAACAUUUUGAAAUAGUCACAAGUGGAUUAAUUGCAGCUUCAGAGAUAUGUCCCCCAAACCUGUAGACCGAAGGCUUCCUUCUCAUUGUUCAUGAUGUAGUAGGACAGUGUCUGUGCAAAGGCCCCAGGAGUACUGUUUUGUUGGACAUAUUCCUUACACCCAGUCAAGAUGUUAAGGGAAUAAAAUGUUGAUUGCUCCUUACAAACAUACACGUUGUAUAGUAUACAUAAUAAAUUGAUCUACUUAGUUUUUAUUGCAAUGUGCACAUUUGUUUUGUCUUUACCGUGGUCUUCUUAAUGAUAUUGCCUCUCCUGAUCAAAGUCUUUCUGAAGACUUCCUAAAACCCAAAUCUUGCUACUCUGUAUUAUUAGAAGUAUGACUGGGCCUCAGUUUCUAGUUUGUUAGACUACAAUACUACUUUAAUGUAACCGUAUUUAUAUAUUUCAGUGCUUAUUUUUCUAAUACAGACAAUUAAAGCUAACUGUGCAAAAACUUAA
Molecule: messenger RNA, 4441 nt
Organism: Alligator mississippiensis (American alligator)
Lineage: Eukaryota; Metazoa; Chordata; Crocodylia; Alligatoridae
Gene: ARPP19
Product: cAMP regulated phosphoprotein 19
Exons: 3
Coding region: 430-720 (96 amino acids)
Cellular component (GO): cytoplasm
Molecular function (GO): protein phosphatase inhibitor activity
Source: RefSeq, a predicted model, not a curated record